GGAGUUUGUGGUUAAAAUGGCGGCGAUUUUGUAGAAGAAAUCCCACAAUAUCUUUGUGUGACUAAGGGUAUUAAUUUGCCUCCAAAACAAGUUAGAUUGUCGCCGAAAUAUGGGGGUGAAGAAGAAAGCAAAAGAACCAGAGACUCCUGCGAAAGAUGAGGUUGGUAUUUCUAUGCAAACUGUACACCAUUUUUCGCAAAGAGACUUUCUCGCUGGGUGUUCUUGACUUCUGUAGUUGUAUAUUAUCGCUCUAUUUAAAAUGACCGAUAGUUAUGUUUUUAGACCAAUCCGUCUUAACACCCCAUAAUGGAGUAAAUAAUCACACACUGCUUUUGUUGACAAGUGCAAUAAUAAGGUCAACGCACGGAUAUAAGUACCUCAUUAACGAUUGGUAUGGCCAUAUAUUUGUACUUACAGUUCGACCCCCUGGAUAUUGUUAGCAAGAAGCCCCAUACAGUUGUUCUUAUGUUAGACUCUCCAGAAGAACAUGUUCUUCAGUCAGCUUGUGAAGCAUUGUACAAGUUUGCAGAAAAAUGUAAGUUAGAUCGUCUUUCCUUCAUUUUUGCUCUUUUAUUUAUCAGAUUUAUAGAUAGGAAUAUUUGUGGAAUGUCUUAAAUUUCCUGGACACAAUGAAGAAGGUGGAUGUACACAGGGUAACCAGACUGAAACUUUUGAACAUUUCUUAUUUGCUACUUAGGUGAUGAGAACAGACAGGAGCUUUUGAAUCUUGGGGCACUGGAACUUCUGUUAAAACAGGUUUUAUCAGAAGACAAGGUUGUCAGAAGGAAUGCUACCAUGUGUCUUGGAACUAUGGCUCAAAAUGGUUAGCACAAUAGAGCCUUGCACUUCAUGAUUAUACUGUACAUAAAUGUAAAAAAUAGCAGUGAUUUUGCUACAAAUAAGUAAGGUGAGUCCUGGGACUGAGUCCCAGUGCAGAACCAAUGAGUCCCAGUUCAAAAACAACACAUAGUCCUAAACUGGGGAUGAGCAGUGAAAGUGGUGGUAGUCCUAAAUUGAAAAUGUCUGGGCCUUUAAAUAACCAGACAGUUUUAUCAUUUUUUAAAAUCUGAAGGCAGAUUUCAAAACUCUUUUUUACAGCGUACUGAAAAAUAUAGUCCUUCUAUUUUAUAGCACAAUAAUAAAGACUGAUAUAAAUAUGCAUCGUUAAACAACAGCUAAAGAAAUUACAGGAACAGGAUAUUCUAACUGAUUACGUCUUCAGAUCAAUCAAUCUUUGCAAUCCUACAGGACUCAUGUCAUGAAUUAUUUUGUCUUCGGGGAUUUUUAUAUGUUGGGGACUCAAGACGCAGAGGUAACAAAAUCACUGAAAUUAUAGUUUUAAUUAACUGAUUUGGCAAGGUAAUGAGCCACCUGUAAAGAUUCAAAAGUUGAUUUUUGGAGUACUAACCCAUUAUAAAAAUGAAUUACUAACAGCAAUAGUAAGUAUAAACCACAGGCCCAAUACCCCUACUUUUAACUAUUUUUUGAGAAUAAUUUUUUAAAGAUUUUUUAUUCUAAUUUUUUAAACACAGCUACUUAAACUAAUUUUUUUUCACUUCAGCAAAUGUUAAAAAAGAACUCCGGAAGUUGUCCUGUAUUCAGCCACUGGUGACACUGCUUGGACCUGAUGGUAAGUUGAUGUCAAAAUAACCAUAAUUAUUAUUGUAGCAAAAAAAAUUAAAAAGAAAAGAGUGAAAAAUUACUGUGACUCAUAGAGAAUUGCUAUUUUUAAUUUUUGAUUUUUCUGUUGAUUAUUUAGAGGAUGUUUUAUGCCAUGAAUUUGCAAGUUUGGCACUUUCAUCAAUGGCAGGUAAGUUAAUAAAUUAUAGAAUGACACCAUAAAGCAUUUCUUAUUGCUUAGAAGAUGUUGAAAUACUAGUAAGGCAAUAUUUCAGACUGUGUAUGACAGAAUAAUAAUAUUUUUAUCUACUUUAAUAAAUUCAUGUUUCAGACACCCAGCGGUGUACAGAAAAGUUUCAAAAACAGCUGUUGGCAGGAGUCCUGCUAUGCUUAUUAUAUGACUUGUUUAUUUUAAAUGUUUUUUCCUUGUAGCUGAGUUUUCUUGCAAAGUGGAGAUAUUUGAACAGGGAGGCCUUGAGCCCAUCAUAAAACUUCUUUCCUCCACUGACUGUGAUGUGCAGGUACGAAGACUGAGAAGAAUCAGAUCUCAGGGCUAAAUUUAAUCUCCUUUAGGAAGAGUUGAACAAAGAAUGCUUACCAUUCUGUAACAUUUAGUUAAUUAUUAAAUAAUAAAAAAUCAUGCUUAUGCAAGGAUCUUUUUCAUCAGCAAAUAAUUGGUCCAUGUAGUUCUCUGCAGUCUGUACAUGUUUAGGAAAUUAAGUAAUAAAAUUUCUGGUUAUAUACACAGCUGUAUGCAUAGUAAUCUUCUUACAGUAGGAAAAAAGUUUCAUCCUGGAGCUCAUCCCAGUUUCCUUCUCAUGAAGCAUGCUAUGGAUGGGAUGCUAGUCCAUCGCAGGGUUACCCCCCAGCAGUAUGUUGCUGGUACCCAUUUUAUACACCUGGGUGAAAAGAGAUGAAGUGGAGUAAAGGUCCUUGUCUAAGGAAACAAUGCGACAGCGAGGCUUGAACCCUAGACCUCUAAACCCCAAGUUCAAUGUGUUAACUGCUUGGCCACACGUGCCUCCAUGCUAACACUAGGGGACUCUUAGAUUUUUCAAAAUUUAAGGGGGCUCUGAACCUCUUCCAGUCAGUUUUUUUAUACUCUACAGCCUUCACAGUAGUAGUAAUGGGUGUGCCCAGUGGCAGAUGUGAUUUACUUGUAUAAUAAGCACAUAAAGCUUAAACUUAAGUGUUUCAUAACUGUAAAUUGUUGCUAUGGUAACCUUUUUAUAUCAAAAUAAUUAUUUUGGACAUUAGUUAUCCACCAAUUAAAGGGAUUUACUGGUUGUGAUGAUUAUUAGAGCAUCAUUAAUUUUAUUGUUUUAAAAUGUACGUGGAACUUGGCUGAUUUAUCACAGUAUGAGUUCUGAAAGAUACUGGCCAGGAAACAUUAUUUUCUAAUGACAUCAGGAAUCCAUUAUUGGGCUCCUUAUAAUACAAAGGAAUGCUGAUGUAAUAAUCCAUUUAUAAUAAAGAUCCAAUAUUUUUGGCCCCAGUUUAACUACAGUAAAAAGUAUGGGUGAAGACCUUGAUACAUGAUAUGCCCAAAUAAAUGGAGACAUUAACAGUCCCUGGUACUUUAGGUUUCACUGUCAAAUAUUUUUACGUUUCUCAGAAAAACUCAGUCGAAGCCAUUUCACUGCUAGUUCAAGAUUACCACAGCAGAUCUGCCAUACGAGAAAUGAAUGGUGAGUAUCAGUGGACUGUUAUAAUAAUUAGUAGACUGUGAAUUUGUUAACUGUGAGUGUGCUAUUAGUUCCUCUGGCCUCAAGUCUUAAUUAAGUGGCAUAUUUGUUCCCUCGCUAUGUUACUCUGAAAUGACAGCUGUCUCCUCACCCCAGGGGUCUUACAACCAGGGGUUCUUACAACCAGUCUAUUGUGGCCCCUUCUCCGACUAAACUAAUAAACUGGAUAUAAUUAUCUCAUUAUUAGGUCAUUAUUAACUGUUAUUAAAAUGAAGUUAUGAAUACAUGAAAAUCAUAGCUUGAAUUUUUUUUUCACAACUGCAAAAGUUGCAUCUAUAGCUGCAAUGAUCUUCAUAUUAUUGUCAGUACAAUAUUAGAACAUUUAUUUAAUGAAUGGAUUUUAUUCUCUGAUUAUUGCUCUUAGGGUUGCAACCUCUUUUGGCAUUGCUUGAUUCAGAGUAUGCCAUCAUUCAACAGCUGGCACUGGAAAGUUUGAUCCAAAUUACACUUGAUGGUAAUUGAUUAAUACAGUGUUUAUUGUUAUUUAUAGUCUUAUAUAAUUUUAUUUAAGAAAAGUAAAAUUAUAUACAAGUGUGCUCUAAGAAAAACUGAGCCCAAGAAUUCAGGAUGUCCAAUAAAAUUGUACAUGUAUACUUGUAAAUAAGUUUUAAAAGUGGUCUUUUUUGUCACCCUUGGGCGAAUUAAAUAUCUGUAUUUAAGCUGCAAUGUAGAUGUCAUCAGGAAAGUAGUGCUAGUGAACAUUAUGCCGCAUUCCGUAGAAAACCUGUGGGGACUAGUUUUGCAUUUUUUCUUUUACCAGCUGAUAACAGAGGAGCUUUGAGGGACCUUGAAGGACUUGAAAAACUUGUUGAAUUUGUUGGAAAUAAGGUCAGUGUUGAAAAUACUUUUGUCAAAUUGGGGAAAUGAAAAAAUAUAUACAUGUGUCUAAUGUGUGACUUCUUGCAGGAAUAUGAGGAUUUACAUGUGCAAGCUUUGCAAGUUUUGUCAAACUGUCUUCAGGAUGUAGAGAGUAUGCAGGUAGUUUACCUUUUAUUUCUCACAUGUUUAAUGGACUUUUUUUAGUAAUGUAAAGUAUGGGUAGUCUUUCUCGAAGUCCUUCCCUGUUACAGCUGUAUGCAUUCAGUUUUUGCACUUUGCUUACACUUUUUGCCUUCCUCACAUGACUUUUGCAGCUCAAUUUUUAGAGAAGUUUAGAUAGGAGAUCACUCUUUGUUGGCAUUCGUUCUAAAAUUUGCUUCAUGGGAUAGAUUUAAAAAGGUUUAGAGAGCAAAAAUGUCUGAACAUUAAGUUCCUUCCUUCCUAGCCCUUCACUAUUGGCUUCUAGAUUGUUGCUUGAAACUUUGAAUCUUUUUAGCUUAUUCAGACCUCUGGUGGAUUACAAAAACUUCUUGCAUUUGCUGCCGAGUCCACUAUUCCUGAAGUCCAGCAGCAUGCGGUAUGUUCUUUUAAUCAUUAUGUUUAACCAGAAGCAUAUGAUUCUGGUUUAAGACAUAAAUCAUUCUCAGUAAAUGUGCAUGUAGUCUUAAUUUGGUGGAACAGUUACCAACAAAAAUCAAGAGCUAAAGCCUCAAAUUGUGAUGAUCCUUAGGUCAUUCAAGCCCCUGGCAAGAUUGUAGCUCACAAUAAGCCUUUCCCGGGGCUUAGAGUUUGGGGAAAAACCUGUCAUAGCUGUUAUGUGAAAGGCCUAUAGAAAAAUAAUUUUAUAUUUUAAAUUGGUUAAAUGCUAGCCUGAAUUUCAGCGGCCUUUUUGAGUUGCAAUCUCCCAAGAGAGAUAACGCCUCUUCCCAGGUAACUGAGCGAGCAGAGGAGUCAGAUAAAAUUCAGGCCAGAAGAAUGCUAAAAAAAUCCAACCUUUCGACAUGUUUGUGUAUUGAUUUUGUUAGGAGAAAAUUGAUAUGGGCUACCCUUGGGACUAAAAGGGUUAGGACUUGAAGAGUGAACUGCCAGUUUAUUGAACAUCCUCAUACACUUACAGACCCCACAGAUCUGUACUGUGGAAUUAUUUUAACAAGAAAGACUGAAGCUAAAUUUUCAACCUUGUUUUAUCAUGGUUAAAGACACUCAAUUUGAAAGAACUCUUUUACUGUUGUACUUCCCCCUGAAAUGACCUGCGCGGAUAAGUGUGCUAAGGAAAGGUAUGGUUACCAGAAAGGCUAGCUAUGUAUAUUUAUGUUUCUUAUAACUUUGCCUUAUUUCAGGCAAAAGCUAUAGCCUUGGCAGCAAAGAACGGUAAGCUUGAGUUCUUUAAGUUUCCAGUUUAUUUAUGUCCAGAUCUUGGAGUUUUGGCAUAAUUAAGCACUUCAGCAUAAAAAAUAAUAAUGCACUCCAAGAUUUUGUUGAUUGCCAUGUUUCAUUUUAUUGGUUUGUUUUUCCUUUACAAUUUAUCAAAGCCUCCUUAGGCAUCCAGCCCUAAUAACCACUCUUGUCUAAAGUCACUGGACUCAACAGGAAUCUAACAGAUGCUAUUUUUCUUAGGUGAAAAUCGAAAGAUAUUCCAUGAGCAAGAAUGCGAGAAAACAUUGAUAACACUUCUUGCUACCGAUGUGAGUUAUGGCAGAAACCUGUUACCCUAAUAAGCUCCUUUUUCUGGUUAUUGUUGUUGUUUCACAUUUUGUUUCUUACAUAGAUGGCGAGCAGUCUCUCUUUUUAAUCGGAUUUUGUGAGGGAAGUGCACAAGUGCCCAAGCAUUGAGCGGCAAAGCCUCGAGAUGCAAACAAGGGCAGCACCCCAAGGAAAAAAGCAGAGAGUCUCUUUAUUCAUUCCAGUUACGCACCUGGUCAUUUUUGUCUCCCGUGUUUCACUGGACAAACUAAAACCUAAAGAGACUGCUCGUAGUCUGUGUCUUUCAUGUCAGCAUGACUGACAUCUUAAUCUUCCUAGACAUCCCUUCUCAUCCCAGUCAUCCCUAGUCAUCCCUAGUCAUCCCAGUCAUCCCUAGUCAUCCCUAGUCAUCCCAGUCAUCCUUAGUCGUCCAUAGUAAUCCCUAGUCAUCCCUAGUCAUCCCAGUCAUCCCUAGUCAUCCCCAGUAAUCCCUAGUCAUCCUUAGUCAUCCAUAGUCAUCCUUAGUUAUCCCUAGUCGUAUCUAGUGAUCUCUAGUCAUCCCUAGUCAUCCCAGUCAUCCUUAGUCAUCCCCAGUCAUCCAAGUCAUCCCCAGUCAUCCCUAGUCAUCCCUAGUCAUCCCUGUCAUCCCUAGUCAUCCCUAGUCUUCCCUAGUCAUCCCAGUCAUCCCUAGUCAUCCCUAGUCAUCCCUAGUCAUCCCAGUCAUCCCUAGUCAUCCCAGUCAUCCCUAGUCAUCCCAGUCAUCCCCAGUCAUCCCUAGUAAUCCUUAGUCAGCACAGUCAUCCCUAGUCAUCCCUAGUCAUCCCUAGACAUCCCAGUCAUCCCUAGUCAUCCCUAAUGAUCCCUAGUCAUCCCAGUCAUCCCAGUCAUCCCUAGGCAUCCCUAGGCAUCCCUCGUCAUCGCAAGUCAUCCCAGGCAUCCGUAGUCAUCCCAGUCAUCCCCAGUCAUCCCUAGUCAUUCCUAGUCAUCCCUAGUCAUCCCUAAACAUCCCAGUCAUCCCUAGUCAUCCCUAGUCAUCCCAGUCAUCCCUAGUCAUCCCAGUCAUCCUUAGUCAUCCCCAGUCAUCCCUAGUCAUCUCUAGUCAUCCCUACUCAUCCCAAGUCAUCCCAGUCAUCCUUAGUCAUCCCUAGUCCUCCCUAGUCAUCUCUAGUCAUCCCUAGUCAUCCCAGUCAUCCUUAGUCAUCCCCAGUCAUCCCUAGUCAUCUCUAGUCAUCCCAGUCAUCCCUACUCAUCGCAAGUCAUCCCAGUCAUCCUUAGUCAUCCCUAGUCCUCCCUAGUCAUCUCUAGUAAUCCCUAGUCAUCCCAGUCAUCCUUAGUCAUCCCCAGUCAUCUUAGUCAUCCCCAGUCAUCCCUAGUCAUCCCAGUCAUCCCUACUCAUCCCAAGUCAUCCCAGUCAUCCUUAGUAAUCCCUAGUCAUCCCUGUCAUCCCUAGUCAUCCCAGUCAUCCCUAGUCAUCCCUAGUCAUCCCUAGCCAUCCGUAGUCAUCCCAGUCAUCCCUAGUCAUCCCUAGUCAUCCCUAGUCAUCCCAGUCAUCCUUAGUCAUCCCUAGUCAUCCCAGUCAUCCUUAGUCAUCCAUAGUCAUCCCUAGUCAUCCCUAGUCAUCCCUAGUCAUCCGAGACAUUCCUAGUCAUCCCAGUCAUCCUUAGUCAUCCCCAGUUAUCCCAGUCAUCCCCAGUCAUCCCUAGUCAUCCCUAGUCAUCCCAGUCAUCCCUACUCAUCCCAAGUCAUCCCAGUCAUCCUUAGUCAUCCCUAGUCAUCCCUGUCAUCCCUAGUCAUCCCAGUCAUCCCUAGUCAUCCCUAGUCAUCCCUAGUCAUCCCCAGUCAUCCCUAGUCAUCCCUAGUCAUCCCUAGUCAUCCCUAGUCAUCCCAGUCAUCCCUUGUCAUCUCUAGUCAUCCCAGUCUUCCUUAGUCCUCCAUAGUAAUCCCUAGUCAUCCCUAGUCAUCCCAGUCAUCCCUAGGGAUCCCUAGUGAUCUCUAGUCAUCCCAAUCAUCUCUAGUCAUGCCCAGUCAUCCCUAGUCAUCCCUAGUCAUCCCUAUUCAUCCCAGUCAUCCCUAGUCAUCCCAGUCAUCCCCAGUCAUCCCUAGUCAUCACUAGUCAUCCCUAGUCAUCCCUAGUCAUCCCAGUCAUCCCCAGUCAUCCCUGGUCAUUCCUAGUCAUCCCUAGUCAUCCCUAGUCAUCUCAGUCAUCCCUAGUCAUCCCUAGUCAUCCCUAGUCAUCCCAGUCAUCCCUAGUCAUCCCAGUCAUCUUUAGUCAUCCCUAGUCAUCCCAGUCAUCCCCAGUCAUCCCUAGUCAUCCCUAGUCAUCCCAGUCAUCCCUACUCAUCGCAAGUCAUCCCAGUCACCCUUAGUCAUCCCUAGUCGUCCCUAGUCAUCUCUAGUCAUCCCUAGUCAUCCCAGUCAUCCUUAGUCAUCCCCAGUCAUCUUAGUCAUCCCCAGUCAUCCCUAGUCAUCCCUAGUCAUCCCAGUCAUCCCUAGUCAUCCCUAGUCAUCCCUGUCAUCCCCAGUCAUCCCAGUCAUCCCUAGUCAUCCCUUGUCAUCCCUGGCCAUCCCUAGUCAUCCCAGUCAUCCCUAGUCAUCCCUAGUCAUCCCUAGUCAUCCCUGUCAUCCCUAGUCAUCCCUAGUCAUCCCAGUCAUCCUUAGUCAUCCAUAGUCAUCCCUAGUCAUCCCAGAUAUCCCUAGUCAUCCCAGUCAUCCUUAGUCAUCCCCAGUCAUCCCAGUCAUCCCCAGUCAUCCCUAGUCAUCCCUAGUCAUCCCUAGUCAUCCCAGUCAUCCCUAGUCAUCCCUUGUCAUCCCUGGCCAUCCCUAGCCAUCCCAGUCAUCCCUAGUCAUCCCAGUCAUCCUUAGUCAUCCCCAGUCAUCCCUAGUCAUCUCUAGUCAUCCCAGUCAUCCCUACUCAUCGCAAGUCAUCCCAGUCAUCCUUAGUCAUCCCUAGUCCUCCCUAGUCAUCUCUAGUCAUCCCUAGUCAUCCCAGUCAUCCUUAGUCAUCCCCAGUCAUCCCUAGUCAUCUCUAGUCAUCCCAGUCAUCCCUACUCAUUGCAAGUCAUCCCAGUCAUCCUUAGUCAUCCCUAGUCCUCCCUAGUCAUCUCUAGUAAUCCCUAGUCAUCCCAGUCAUCCUUAGUCAUCCCCAGUCAUCUUAGUCAUCCCUAGUCAUCCCUAGUCAUCCCAGUCAUCCCUACUCAUCCCAAGUCAUCCCAGUCAUCCUUAGUAAUCCCUAGUCAUCCCUGUCAUCCCUAGUCAUCCCAGUCAUCCCUAGUCAUCCCUAGUCAUCCCUAGCCAUCCCUAGUCAUCCCAGUCAUCCCUAGUCAUCCCUAGUCAUCCCUAGUCAUCCCAGUCAUCCCUAGUCAUCCCUAGUCAUCCCAGUCAUCCUUAGUCAUCCCUAGUCAUCCCUAGUCAUCCCUAGUCAUCCCAGACAUCCCUAGUCAUCCCAGUCAUCCUUAGUCAUCCCCAGUUAUCCCAGUCAUCCCCAGUCAUCCCUAGUCAUCCCUAGUCAUCCCAGUCAUCCCUACUCAUCCCAAGUCAUCCCAGUCAUCCUUAGUCAUCCCUAGUCAUCCCUGUCAUCCCUAGUCAUCCCAGUCAUCCCUAGUCAUCCCUAGUCAUCCCUAGUAAUCCCCAGUGAUCCCUAGUCAUCCCUAGUCAUCCCUAGUCAUCCCUAGUCAUCCCAGUCAUCCCUUGUCAUCUCUAGUCAUCCCAGUCUUCCUUAGUCCUCCAUAGUAAUCCCUAGUCAUCCCUAGUCAUCCCAGUCAUCCCUAGGGAUCCCUAGUGAUCUCUAGUCAUCCCAAUCAUCUCUAGUCAUGCCCAGUCAUCCCUAGUCAUCCCUAGUCAUCCCUAUUCAUCCCAGUCAUCCCUAGUCAUCCCAGUCAUCCCCAGUCAUCCCUAGUCAUCACUAGUCAUCCCUAGUCAUCCCUAGUCAUCCCAGUCAUCCCCAGUCAUCCCUGGUCAUUCCUAGUCAUCCCUAGUCAUCCCUAGUCAUCUCAGUCAUCCCUAGUCAUCCCUAGUCAUCCCUAGUCAUCCCAGUCAUCCCUAGUCAUCCCAGUCAUCUUUAGUCAUCCCUAGUCAUCCCAGUCAUCCCCAGUCAUCCCUAGUCAUCCCUAGUCAUCCCAGUCAUCCCUACUCAUCCCAAGUCAUCCCAGUCACCCUUAGUCAUCCCUAGUCGUCCCUAGUCAUCUCUAGUCAUCCCUAGUCAUCCCAGUCAUCCUUAGUCAUCCCCAGUCAUCUUAGUCAUCCCCAGUCAUCCCUAGUCAUCCUUAGUCAUCCCAGUCAUCCUUAGUCAUCCCUAGUCAUCCCUGUCAUCCCCAGUCAUCCCAGUCAUCCCUAGUCAUCCCUUGUCAUCCCUGGCCAUCCCUAGUCAUCCCAGUCAUCCCUAGUCAUCCCUAGUCAUCCCUAGUCAUCCCAGUCAUCCCUAGUCAUCCCUAGUCAUCCCAGUCAUCCUUAGUCAUCCAUAGUCAUCCCUAGUCAUCCCAGACAUCCCUAGUCAUCCCAGUCAUCCUUAGUCAUCCCUAGUCAUCCCAGUCAUCCCCAGUCAUCCCUAGUCAUCCCUAGUCAUCCCUAGUCAUCCCAGUCAUCCCUAGUCAUCCCUAGUCAUCCCAGUCAUCCUUAGUCAUCCAUAGUCAUCCAUAGUCAUCCCUAGUCAUCCCAGACAUCCCUAGUCAUCCAAGUCAUCCUUAUUCAUCCCCAGUCAUCCCAGUCAUCCCCAGUCAUCCUUAGUCAUCCCUAGUCAUCCCAGUCAUCCCUACUCAUCCCAAGUCAUCCCAGUCAUCCUUAGUCAUCCCUAGUCAUCCCUGUCAUCCCUAGUCAUCCCAGUCAUCCCUAGUAAUCCCUAGUCAUCCCUAGUCAUCCCCAGUCAUCCCUAGUCAUCCCUAGUCAUCCCUAGUCAACCCUAGUCAUCCCAGUCAUCCCUAGUCAUCCCUAGUCAUCCCAGUCAUCCUUAGUCAUCCCUAGUCAUCCCUGUCAUCCCAGUCAUCCCUAGUCAUCCCUAGCCAUCCCUAGUCAUCCCACUCAUCCCUAGUCAUCCCUAGUCAUCCCUAGUCAUCCCAGUCAUCCCUAGUCAUCCCUAGUCAUCCCAGUCAUCCCUAGUCAUCCCUAGUCAUCCCUAGUCAUCCCUAGUCAUCCCAGACAUCCCUAGUCAUCCCAGUCAUCCUUAGUCAUCCCCAGUCAUCCCAGUCAUCCCAGUCAUCCCUAGUCAUCCCUAGUCAUCCCAGUCAUCCCUACUCAUCCCAAGUUAUCCCAGUCAUCCUUUGUCAUCUUUAGUCAUCCCUGUCAUCCCUAGUCAUCCCAGUCAUCCCUAGUCAUCCCUAGUCAUCCCCAGUCAUCCCUACUCAUCCCUAGUCAUCCCUAGUCAUCCCUAAUCAUCCCAGUCAUCCCUAGUCAUCCCUAGUCAUCCCAGUCAUCCUUAGUCCUCCCUAGUAAUCCCUAGUCAUCCCUAGUCAUCCCAGUCAUCCCUAGGGAUCCCUAGUCAUCCCUAGUCAUCCCAGUCAUCUCUAGUCAUCCCUAGUCAUCCCUAGUCAUCCCUAGUCAUCCCUAGUCAUCCCAGUCAUCCCUAGUCAUCCCAGUCGUCCCCAGUCAUCCCUAGUCAUCACUAGUUAUCCGUACUCAUCCCAGUCAUCCCUAGUCAUCCCAGUCAUCCUUAGUCAUCCGCAGUGAUCCCAGUGAUCCCCAGUCAUCCCCAGUCAUCCCUAGCCAUCCCCAGUCAUCGCAAGUCAUUCCAGUCAUCCGUAGUCAUCCCAGUCCUCCCCAGUCAUUCCUAGUCAUUCCUAGUCAUCCCUAGUCAUCUCUAGUCAUCCCAGUCAUCCCUAGUCAUCCCUAGUCAUCUCUAGUCAUCCCAGUCAUCCCUAGUCAUCCCUAGUCAUCCCAGUCAUCCCUACUCAUGCCAAAUCAUCGCAGUCAUCCUUAGUCAUCCCUAGUCGUCCAUAGUCAUCUCUAGUCAUCCCUAGUCAUCCCAGUCAUCCUUAGUCAUCCCCAGUCAUCUUAGUCAUCCCUAGUCAUCCCUAGUCGCCCCUAGUCAUCUCUAGGCAUCCCUAGUCGUCCCAGUCAUCCUUAGUGAUCCCCAGUCAUCCCAGUCAUCUCCAGCCAUCCCUAGUCAUUCCUAGUCAUCCUUAGUCAUCCCUAGUCAUCCCAGUCAUCCUUAGUCAUCCAUAGUAAUCCCUUGUCAUUCUUAGCCAUCCCAGUCAUCCCUAGGCAUCCCUAGUGAUCCCAGUCAUCCUUAGUCAUCAAUAGUCAUCCCCAGUCAUCCUUAGUCAUCCCCGUCAUCCCUAGUAAUCCCAGUCAUCCUUAGUCAUCUCUAGUCAUCUCUAGUCAUCCCAGUUAUCCCUAGUCAUCCCUAGUCAACCCUAGUCAUCCCAGUGAUCCCUAACCAUCCCUAGUCAUCCCUAGUGAUCCCUAGUUAUUCAAAGCCAUCCCUGGUAAUCCCUAGUCACCCCUAGUCAUUUGAAGUCAUCCCCGUCAUCCCUAGUCAUCCGAGUCAUCAGCAGUCAUCCCUAGUCAUCACUAGUCAUCCCUAGUCAUCCUUAGUCAUCUUAGUCAUCCCUAGUCAUCCCAAGUGAUCCCUAGUGAUGCUACUCAUUUUUAGUCAUCCCAGUCAUUCUUACUCAUCCCUAGUCAUCCCUAGUCAUCCCAGUCAUCCCAGUCAUCCUUAAACAUCCCUAGUCAUCCCAGUCAUCCUUAGUCAUCCCUAGUCAUCCCUAGUCAUCUUUAGUCUUCCUUAGUCAUCCCUAGUCAUCCCAGUCAUCCCUAGUCAUCCCUAGUCAUCCCUAGUCACCCCUAGUCUUUCUAAGUCAUCCCUGUCAUCCCUAGUCAUCCCACUUAUCCCGAGUAAUCCCUAGUCAUCACUACUCAUCCCUAGUCAUCCCUAGUUAUCCCAGUCAUCCCCAGUCAUCCCUAGUCAUCCCUAGUCGCCCCUAGUCAUCUGUAGGCAUCCCUAGUUGUCCCAGUCAUCCUUGGUCAUUCCCAGUCAUCCCAGUCAUCUCCAGCCAUCCCUAGUCAUCCCUAGUUAUCCCAGUCAUCCCUAGUCAUCCCUAGUCAUCCCAGUCAUCCUUAGUCAUCCAUAGUCAUCCCCAGUCAUCCUUAGUCAUCCCCGCCAUCCCUAGUAGUCCCAGUCAUCCUUAGUCAUCUCUAGUCAUCUCUAGUCAUCCGAGUAAUCCCUAGUCAUCCCUAGUCAUCCCAGUCAUCCCUAACCAUCCCUAGUCAUCCCUAGUAUCCCUUGUCAUUCAAAGCCAUCCCUAGUCAUCCCUAGUCAUUCGAAGUCAUCCCUAGUCAUCACUAGUCAUCCCUAGUCAUCGUUAGUCAUCUCAGUCAUCCCUAGUCAUCCCAAGUGAUCCCUAGUCAUGCCAAUCAUCCCUACUCAUUCCUAGUCAUCCCAGUCAUCGUUACUCAUCCCUAGUCAUCCCUAGUCAUCCCAGUCAUCCCAGUCAUCCCUAGUCAUCCCAGUCAUCCUUAGUCAUCCCUAGUCAUCCUUAGUCAUCCAUAGUCAUCCCUAGUCAUCCCUAGUGAUCCCUAGUCAUCCCAGUCAUCCCUAGUGAUCCCUAGUCAUCCCAGUCAUUCCUAGUCAUCCCUACUCAUCCCUAGUCAUCCCAAUCAUCCCUAGUCAUCCCAGUCAUCCCCAGUCAUCCCUAGUCAUCUCUAAUCAUCCGUAGUUGUCCCUAGUGAUAUUUGUUGAUCCCUAGUCAUCCCAGUCAUCCCUAGUCAUUUCUAGUCAUGCCAGUCAUCCCUACUCAUCCCAAGUCAUUCCAGUCACCCUUAGUCAUCUUUAGUCAUCCCUGUCAUCGCUAGUCAUCCCAGUCAUCCCUAGUUAUCCCUAGUUAUCCCUCUUCAUCCCUAGUCAUCCCAGUCAUCCUUAGUCAUCCCUUGUCAUCCCUAGUCAUCCCAGUCAUCCCCAGUCAUCCCUAGUCAUCCCAGUGAUUCUUAGUCAUCCCUAGUCAUCUCAGUCAUCCUUAGUCAUCCAUAGUCAUCCCCAGUCAUCCCAGUCAUCCCUAGUCAUCUCAGUCAUCCUUAGUCAUCCCUAGUCAUCCCUAGUCAUCCCUAGUCAUCCCUAGUUAUCCCAGUCAUCCCUACUCAUUCCUGGUCAUCCCAGUCAUCCUUAGUCAUCCAUAGUAAUCCGUAGUCAUCCCUGGUUAUCCCUGGUCAUCCCUAGUCGUCCCAGUCAUCCCUAGUGAUCCCUAGUCUUCCCUUGUCAUCCCUAGUCAUCCCUAGUCAUCCCUAGUCAUCCCUGGUCAUCCCAGUUAUUUCUAGUCAUCCCAGUCAUCCCAGUCCUCCUUAGUCAUCCCUAGUCAUCCUUAGUCAUUUAUAGUCAUCCCUAGUCAUCCCUAGUCUUCCCUUGUCAUCCCAGUCAUCCCUAGUGAUUCCUAGUGAUCCCUAGUCAUCCCAGUCAUCCCUAGUCAUCGCUAGUCAUCCCUAGUCAUCCUUAGUUAUGCUAGUCAUCCCUAGUCAUCCCUAGUCAUCCCUAGUCAUCCCAGUCAUCCCUAGUCAUCCCUAGUCAUGUGUAGUCAUCCCAGUCAUCCCUAGUCAUCCCUAGUCAUCCCUAGUCAUCCCUGUCAUCCCUAGUCAUCCCUAGUUAUUCCUAGUCAUCCCUAGUCAUCCCUAGUCAUCCCAGUCUUCCUUAGCGAUUUAUAGUAAUCCCUAGUCAUCGCAAGUCAUCUUUAGUGAUCCCUAGUCAUCCCAGUCAUCCUUAGUCAUCUUUAGUCAUCCCAGUCAUCCCUAGUGAUCCCUAGUCAUCCCUAGUCAUCCCAGUCAUCCCUAGUCAUCCAUAGUCAUCCCAGUCAUCCCCAGUCAUCCCCAGUCAUCCCUGGUUAUCCCUAGUCACCCGAGUCAUCCCGAGUCAUCCCUAGUCAUCCCUAGUCAUCCCUAGUCAUUCCUAGUCAUCCCUAGUCAUCCCAGUCAUCGUUAGUCAGCCCAAGUCAUCCCUACUCAUCUCAAUCAUCCCUUGUCAUGCCUAGUCAUCCCAGUCAUUUCUAGUCGUCCUUAGUAAUCCCAGUCAUUCCUAGUGAUCCCUAGGCAUUCCUACUCAUCCGUAGUCAUCCCUGGUGAUGGCUAGUCAUCCCUAGUCAUUCGUAGUCAUCCCUAGUCCUUCCAGUCAUCGUUAGUCGUCUCUAGUCAUCCCAGUCAUCCCUAUUCAUCCCUAGUCAUCCUUAGUCAUCCCAGUCAUCCCUAGUCAUCCCAGUCAUCCUUAGUUAUCCCUUGUUAUCCCUAGUCAUCCCAGUUGUCCCUAGUGAUCCCACUUAUCCCUAGUCAUCCCAGUAAUCCCAAGUCAUCCCUAGUCAGCCCUUGUCAUCUCUUUUCAUCUCAAUCAUCCCUAGUCAUGCCUAGUCAUCCCAGUCAUCCCUAGUCGUCCCGAGUCAUCCCAGUCAUCUCCAGUGAUCCCUAGUCAUUCCUAGUCAUCCCUAGUCAUCUCUGGUGAUCCCUAGUAAUCCCUAGUCAUCCUUAGUCAUCCCUAGUCCUACCAGUCAUCCGAGUAAUCCCUAGUCAUCCCUAGCCAUCCUAGUCAUCCCUAGUGAUCCCAAUAAUCCCUAGUCAGCUCUUGUCAUCCCUUUUCAUCUCAAUCAUUCCUAGUCAUGCCUAGUCGUCCCAGUCAUCCCUAGUCGUCCCGAGUCAUCCCAGUCAUCCCUAGUGAUCCCUAGUCAUCCCUAGUUAUCUCUGGUGAUCCCUAGUAAUCCCUAGUCAUCCUUUGUCAUCCCUAGUCCUCCCAGUCAUCCCCGUCAUCCCUAGUCAUCCCAGUCAUCCUCAGUCAUCCCAGUCAUCCCCAGUCAUCCCUAGGUAUCACUAGUCAUGCUUAGUCAUCCCUAGGCAUCUCAGUCAUCCCUAGUCAUCCCUAGUCAUCCCUAGUCAUCUUAGUCAUCGUUAGUCAUCCCUAAUCAUCCUUAGUCAUUCCAGUCAUCCUUAGUCAUCCAUAGUAAUUCCUAGUCAUCCUUAGUUAUGCCAGUCAUCCCUAGUCAUCCCUAGUUAUCCUUAGUCAUCCAUUGUCAUCCCUAGUUAUUCCUAGUCAUCCCUGUGAUCCCUAGUCAUCCCAAGUCAUCCCAGUCUUCCCUAGUCAUCCCUAGUCAUCCGUAGUUAUCCGUAGUCAUCCCUAGUCAUCCGAGUCAUCUUUAGUGAUCCCUAGUCAUCCCACUCAUCUCUUGGCAUCUCAGUCAUCCAUAGUCAUCCCUAUCAUCCUAGUCAUGUCUAGUCAUCUCAGUCAUUUUUAGUGAUCCCUAGUCAUCCCAGUCAUCUCUAGUCAUGCGUUGUCAUCUCAGACAUCUUUAGUCAUCCCUAGUCAUCCCUUGUCAUCUCUAGUCACCCGUAGUCAUCCGUAGUCAUCCGUAGUCAUCCCUAGUCAUCCCAGUCAUUCCUUGUCAUCUCUAGUCAUCCCAGUCAUUCCUAGUCAUCCGUAGUCAUCCAGUCAUCCGUAGUCGUCCCUGUCAUCCCAGUGAUCUCCAGUCAUCCCUAGUCAUUGGUAGUCAUGCCUAGUCAUGCCUGGUCAUCCCAGUCAUCCCUUGUCAUCUCUAGUUAUCUCUAGUUAUUCCAGUCAUCCCUAGUCAUCCCAGUCAUCCCUAGUCAUCCCGAAACUUUCCUAAUCAUCCCUAGUCAUAGCUAGUCAACCCAGUCAUCCUUAGUCAUCCCUAGACAUCCCUAGUCCACCCUAGUCAUCCGUAGUCAUCACUAGUCAUCCCUUGUUAUCCGUAGUCAUUUUGCGUCAUCCCAAUCAUCCCUAGUCAUCCUAGUCAUACCUAGUCAUCCCUUGUCAUUGCCGUUAUCCUUAGUGAUACCUUGUGUUCUUUAGUCAUCCUAGUCAUGUGAGUCAUGCUAGUUAUGGUAGUUAUUCCUAGUGAUCGCGGUCACCCCAGUCAUCCUAGUUAUCCCAGUCAUCCUUAGUGAUCCCUUGUCAUGCCUAGUCAUCCCAGUCAUCGUUAGGUAUUUUAGUCUUCCCAGUCACCCUAGUUUUCCGUAUUUAUCUGACUAAUCCCUAGUCAUCCCAGUCAUCUUAGUGUUCCCUAGUCAUCUCAGUCGUCCCAGUGAGCUCUUAUCGCAGUCAUCGCUUGUCAUGUCAGUCAUCCCAGUUAUCCUAGUCAUCCUAGUCUUCCUUAGUCAUUUCCGCCAUCCCAGUGAUUCUAGGCAUCCCAGUCAUCCCUUGUUAUCCGUAGUCAUCUCUGGUUAUCCCAGCUAUCCUAGUAAACCUAGUCAUCCCAGUCAUCCUUAGUUAGGUUAGUCAUCCAAGUCAUCCUAUAUAGUUUUGCGUAGUCAUCCAAGUAAUCCUUAGUCAUCCUAGUUUUCCCUAGUCAUUAACGUCAUCUCAGUCAUCCCUAGUCAUCUCAGUGUUCCCAGACAUCCGUAGUCAUCUCAGUCAUUCCCUUCCCUAGUCAUUCCCGUUAUCCCGGUCAUGCCAGGCAUCCUGCUUAUCUCAGUCAUCCCAGUAAUCCCGAGUCGUUCUAGUCAUCCUAGUCUUCCCUAGUCAUUUCCGUCAUCUCAGUCAUCCUUAGUCAUCUCAGUCUUCCCAGACAUCCGAAGUCAUCUCUGUCAUCCCAGUCAUCUCAGUCAUCCUAGUCAUCCUAGUCUUCCCCAGUCAUUCCGUCAUCCCAGUCAUCCUAGUCUUCCCUAGUCAUUCCCGUCAUCCCAGUCAUCCCAGGUAUCCUGGUUAUCUCAGGAAUCCUAGUCAUGCCAGUCAUCCCGAUUGAUCUCAGUGAUAUCCGGCGUCCGUAAUCCUCUAUAGUCGUCCUAUUAAUUUUUGUUAUCCCGGUCAUCUUAGUUAUGUUAUUUGUCCUUAGUCAUUCCAGUAAUCCCUAGUCAUCCCUGUCAUGCAAAUCAUCUCACUUAUCGCUAGUCAUGCUAAUCAUCUUAGUCAUUCUAGUCAUCUUAGUUUUCCUAAUCAGCCUAGUCAUCCAAGUUAUCUCUAGGUCUUCCAAUGAUGUUACUGAUCCCAGUCAUCCCGAUCAUUCCAUUCUUUUAGUACAUGCUAAUAGGCGCGUACUCCUGCUAGCAUAUAUAGCACAAUUUAUUUAUAAUUGGAUUAGAAUGGAGAGAUUUUUUGAUCAACGGGUCUCUUGAGGAUGAUUUUGUGAUAGAAAUCUUUUUUAGUAAAUGUUUGGGGAAAAACAAACAAACAACACAUUUUUAAGUUUUCAUAUCAUCAUAAAACUCGAUUUACGUCUCUUUCUCCCGGUUGGUCUUUCUACCUCCCUUUGGUGGAAGGGGGAGAUGAAAGAUCGUGUUAAAGAGUUUUAUCCAAGGCACGUUGGUGAAGUGGCCUAUACAAUGAGGCUAGAAGAUGAGUCUUUGGAUGAAAUCAUAUGGUGCGAUAGGUCAAAGGAAGCUCUUUAAGGGGUAUUUCGCAUGUUACCAUAUGGUUUCACGCAGUUUUACGAAAGAAAAUUGUAGAUUUUACCUUAAAUUUGUAAUUCUUGGCAGCGAGAGGGUAAAAUUUACAUCCAAGUUUGCGAAAUUAAAACUGACUUUCUGCUUUCGUACUUACUAGAACCCUGGGGUCCAGGCCUCAGCAUCUUUAGCUCUGGCGGUUAUGUCCGAGAAUCUCAGCAGUAGAGACGUGGUAGGGAAACUGGGUAAGAGUUCUCUCUUGUUUUCUAUAGUUUGCAUCAACACGAGAUAAAAAAAUAUUUUCCAUAUUCGAACAAAAACUGCUUCAUCAGGUUCUUAUGGUUUGUCUUUUUUUAUUUUCAACUUUAUUCAACUGUCAGCUUGCUGUCAGCAGUUGAGUAUUUCUAGAACUACAGCAAGUGUAUCGCCCUUAUUGUUAUUUUGUUAGCGCAUUGACGUUUCUAUGGGGUUUGCCUUGUAUAGCAUUUAGCGUUUUUGGAUGAUAUUCCAAAGAGGGGUCAAAGAAGUGAGCUGGAAAAACGAUGCAACAAAUAUUGCAUAUUGUUUGGCGAGAUAGAGGUAGUUGAGGCGAUUUGAGGUGUGUUUUUUAUGGUUCGAGUGUUGAAAAGUCACCUCCGAUAACUCCGAAAUAGAGUUGAGACGGAGGUCUUUUGGGGUUAUUAUACGUUUCUGGGAAACUACCCACCGAUCCCUCUCCUAAGCCUACAUUUUGCCCUGAGUGAGAAGUAAUCCGUAUUUUGUAUAGAUACCGGGAAAAUGGAUGUAAAAGUGAGAUAUGAUGUAACUAUUUCCAGAGUGACAGAAACGAUUUCGUUUGAUUCCAGACGGUAUUCCACAAUUAAUUAAUCUACUCAACAACGACAACCCUGAUGUAAAGGAAGGCGCAACACUCGCCCUGGCGAACAUAACCACUGCUAACAACACAAACUGCGGGUAAGUUUAUUUGUUUUUAGAUGUUUGCUGACCAAGUCAGACACUCAUUCCGUUUCCCUAUUGUAUUAAAAGAAAUCUAAGUAUAAAAUGAAAAAAACAGUGUUGACUUAAGAACCUCUUCUGUUAACACUUUCACUCUUAUCGGUGACCAAAGUAAAAAUUCCCAUUUUUUUGGUAGUACGUGAAAGUUCGACCGAAGAGGUUUCGUAUGAGUAUCAAGUCGCCCGAAGGUCAUCUCUCGUUGUAAAGUCGAACGUCAUGUUAGGGUGAAGUUUUGUUAAAAAUAAAUUCGCCCGCUAUGAAGUAUUCCAGAAAUAUCACUGUGACUUAUGCUAACAAUAGCUUUCAGGAACGCAAUAAUCGUGAUACAGUAAGAAGUCCUCCUAACCGACACUCUCGUAAGCGGGCAGCUCUAGUUACAGCCGCCUUCAGAUAACCCCGUUUUUCUUAACUCCUAUUCAAACUCUGUAUUUUUACAUUCCCAAAAGCGGCCAGUUCCAGUUAAGGACACUUUUUUCGCGUUCCGAGGAUACCCCGCUUACGAGAACUUCCGCUUAAUACGGUCCGUUUUGACGUUUUAUGUGUUUGUAGUGACGUGGUAGACAAGGGAGGUGUUGAACCGCUCAUCACUCUUCUGAAUGACGCCAAGCAGCUGGUUCAAGCCAAUGCCGCUGUGUGCCUCACCAAUCUAGCUACUGAAGGUAUGUUAAGUUACAGUUUUUCUAGAGGAGUGGAGAGUGGAAGGGGUGUAAGUGGUGUGCAGUAUUGAAUUUCCCCUACCCCACCCCUCACUUCCGUCUUCAAUUCGAUCAAAGUACACUGGAGUUAUCCGUAAUCUCAUUUUUUGUCCUAGAAUUGGUUGGAUCACUAGUAGAGAGCUUCAGAUUUGAGGACGAAAACGUGUACAAGUACAAGAUUUAACUCAAAGUUUUUGCGCGUGUUGUAAAAAAAAAAAGACACCCCGGGAAGCUUCAUUUUACUUUUUCUCACCAACAAAGUUAGUGCGGUUAUUUCCACUGAAGGAGGUUAAGCCCUCUCCCGAUAGCAAAAUGAUAAAACCUCUUACAUUUGAUAACUUGUUCCCGCCACUACGACAUUCUCGCUAAAACUCGUAGUAGAAUGACGACGGCUAUCACGUUUUCCCGCCAAAAUGACGCUGAUUCACGCGUUUAAGCUCUCUAAUUGUUUUGUGUUUCCUAAAAUUCCUCAUUGGUUUCGUGAACCUUCUUUUAGAGUCUUGGAGAUCCGAGAUUCAGCAGAGAGGAGUUGUUCCAGCUCUUGUCCAAGCGUUACAGUCUAAGUAAGUAGAAACAUUUUGAAAAUCCACUACCUUUUGUCAGGAGGAAUUAUCUCUGAUUGAUUAUGAUAGCCGAUAAACGUAGUGAAUUUUGUAAUUUAAACCCACAAGAACCUGUUCAUACGGAGCCGUCACACAUGAACCUAUAGUGAAUAGCCCAAUUCUUACCAUGAAAUUCACAACUGGACCACUUCAACCCGAUCUUCAAAUGAUGAAUAUUAUUUCUUUUGUACAGCGCCGCAAUAGUACAAAGUAAAGCUGGAAUCGCUGUGGCUGCCUUCGUGUGCGACGCUGACUCAAGAAAUGAGGUGAGCAUAACACUGACUUUUAGAGUCCAUUCUAAAGGUUUGUAUCGUAAUUUUGAUCGGUAAAUCUUAACUUAAAAGGAGUUUUCCCUUCUGAUACUUGUCAAUAAAGGGGGCUCAGUAUGCGAUUUACAUGCGAACAAGUAAGAUUACACCUAACCCAUCUGUUGACAUUCCACUUACGCUAUGCUACUGAGCAAAAAAGACCACAACUUACGAAAAAAAAUAAUAGAAGGACAAAACACUCAUUUACAAUCUUCUUAGUACUUUUGACUCCAGCUUCCUCUUGCAAAGUGAUGGUUACUACUCGAACUGUCUCUCUAGUUGCACUUGUCAACCUUCAAAUUACUGUGACAGUAGCGAACUUAAGCAAACAAGAACGCUGACGUCCUGGGCCACCUUGCAUAGAACUUCUUAAGAUAAGAGGGUUCUUAACUUUUGUUCUGACACAAUAACCUAUUGUUUUAAGAUAAUAACUACGAGUUCCCUUAAUCUUAAGAUGUUUUUUUUUUUUGCAACCCGACCCCGGACGUCAUGAAUAACAACUGGAAGUUCGAUGUCUCGCACAACGAAUCUGAAUUCCUUAACUGAAUUCCUUUGUUUUGACUCCUGCUCAACGAAUUUGAAGAGUUAGAGCACUGAAAGAGAGAAAUCAACUUUUGACGCUCGGGACGUCAACGUUCUCGGUGCUUAAGGACCCUAGUUACUCUUAAUAUUAACCUUAGAACAUGUUGAAAACCUUAACGCGUAUAUUUUGGACGCGUAAUGUAGGCUAUCACUAGCAGAAGUUUAUAUUUUUUUCUGUCUCAUUUGCUCUGACAGUUCCGCGCGGAAGGUGGCCUUCCUCGUCUGGUUGAGUUAUUGCGUUCAGGCAAUGAUGAUGUAAGACGGAGCGUGGCCUGGGCCGUGCUUCAGUGUGGUAACGAUCUACCAACCGCUACAGAGAUUUGUAGACUGGGGUGAGAAAAAAUUUUGCGAUAGAAAUUCUUUGAUUUUCUUUGUUUUUGAAAGUUUUCAAGAAGAACCUAAAUCAGGAGAUGGGCUCCUGCCUAAAUCUGAUGCUCAGCUGAUAAUUGGGAUGUUAAGAAUGUUUUUGCGGCGUUUUGUCUGUAAUUAAGUUGUAUGAUGCAGUUCGGUUAUUUCAUUUUUAUGUUAUUCAUUAUUUUUGCCUUUCGUUAAUUGGGUAAGUUGUGGUUAAAACUUUUUGAUGGUUUAAAAUUUUGUCAUAGCUUAAGACAAAGGCAAAAACGUUAAGCUGAUUUCGUGAGAAAUUUCAAAUCAUGCAAAAAUGUUAAACAUGUGUAUAUUGGCCCAUAAAUCGGCUUUCACCCUGUAAGCCGUAAGAGUGAUCAGAAUGAAAUUUCUCCUUGUAAUAUCCCUGCUCUAUAAAAUAAGGUGAUCAGGAGAAUUGAGCAUCAAUGAUCACAAAUUGAUACUUCAACAAAUUUUUCCCCACUACUUCUAGUGAAUGAAAACUUAUAGGGACAACAAAUGAGAAUUUGAGUUUUGAUAUUAGGGUUUGUUUGCUUUAAUCUGUAGUGGUUUGGAUGUGUUAGGAGAGAUUUCCUUGUCUAGUUCCCGCCAGUCUGGUUUUGCGAAAGCCGCCAUGGAGUGUCUCCUGGACAGUAACCUUCCCGCAAAGUACGCUCUGACAGGCUCUCUGAGUUCCAACAACAUCAUACAGGAUGGAUUCUACGAUUGUGGACCGGUAAACGUUCUGUUCAAGUUAAGCGCACAGAUCGCUCUAGCAAUUUAUAAGACAGAACGGCAUAAAGUGAACGGCAGCCGGUUCGAGAGACCACGAUGGUGUACUUGUUUUUGUAGCAGAUAAGUAGUGGGAAAAUUAUACAGAACAGAGCAGCUGGGAUUAAAAUGUGCAACGUGAUAGUUCUUUCUACUCUUGGUUGAACUCUCUCCACCGUCUUUCUGUCACCGCUGACUCUCACUUUCACUUUUCGCCCGAAGAAAAGCAAACAUUUAACAAACAAAAGUAUAGAAAUUGUAAUAAUAAAAAAUUAAACACGCACCAACAAGAACUUGUCUUCGUGUUUUACACGCUAUCCAACUAUUGUAGCUGGUUUAUGCAGCCGCAAAGCUCUGUAAUAUGUCUCGAAAUGCCAGUCACAAGACUUUUGCUCAUUUCAAACAAAAUUCUACGGCCAAUUCUUUUUAGUGACGUCAUAAACGGUUUUGACGCAACGCACGCGCAUGUAUUUUUCUCGCUUCGCGCGCACCUCACGCUGCUUUACGGAAAAGAAAAAAAAACGGAAUUCUCGAACGUUAGCCUUUUGACUGAGUUUGUUGUCGAGGAAAACAGUGGCGUCAUAAACAGUUUUGACGCACGCACGCGCAUAUUUUUUUCUGGUUCACUCGCACGUUACGGGAAACUAUAACAUAAAGCAUAAACUCAAUCCAGAAACGGCUUCCAAAGUUUUAUAGUUUUAUUCGUUUGGGGCAAAUCUUAUACACAGUAAAAAGAACACAAUUCAUGAACAGUAAAGUGAAAAGUUGUUUGUGGCAUUCAGUCAAGUUCAUGUGAUAAGAAACGUUUAAGGUAACUCAACAACAAAUUUUUAGAAUGAAGCUAAGUGUGGUGUGGUUAUGUAUUUGUUUAGAUUCGCCCUGAUAGCCGGUUCUUGACACUUGAGGAGCUCAGUUCACAGCCAACAGAUGCUCACCGACCGAUAAUUCUUGUCAACUCCAAAAACCCCGAAAGGUAAGCCAUUACGACGAGUAGUUUCAAUAUCUCAUUACCAAGUAAUCAAGAGAUUUCUUCAAUUCUUUUACUUUCGAGAGUAUCAAUAAGUUAUGCUCAAAUCCAAACUUUGGCUUUGAAAAUAUUGCCGACGACGUUUCUUGACAUGGCCACACUUUGGGAUUUCAUCCACAGACCCAAACGGCAGACCCACGUUGUACAGCAUAAUAUCUAGCACCAUUGGAAAGCUUGCAUUUGAAUGAUCAAAUUUACGGAUUUUAUCCACAGACUCAAAAAUAGUACCACAGGAAAGUACUGCUCAGUUGCUUUCAUUUGAAUGGUCUCGCCAUAGGCUUUUUUUAGUAGAGGAGACCUUGUGAUGUGAUUUUCGCCCGUGAGCUUCCAAGCCUGUUGAUCGUUGAGUUUGUUUGUUUGUUUUCUUCUUUUCGUUUCUUCAGAAAAACUCCUUCGCCCGUUCUCGCUCCCAAAGAGCCAGAAAAAAGCCCAGAAAGACUCGCAAAGGGAUCAAAAUCCAGCAAAGACUUGAAGAAGUUAGUAACCAUGGUCUUGUUGUUCUACUUUAUUGCGAACAAUAACGAAGGUCGAUACUUCUGCGAAGAGCAGAGUUUCAUUAUUUCUGUGGGAAAGCCAGGUUUCUGCUAACUCAACACUUCUACCUUUUUGCUGAAAGACUUUUGUCACACACGCUGAUUUUGCAAGAGUAUACAGUCAUCUGCUUUAAAACGUAAACCAUUGGCGCAGUACUCGGUGAGGGCCUUUGCAUUUGAGAGUGUCAAAAAGACUGAGUGACGAGUGGCCUCCCACGUAGGCGUUUUAAGGCGAGCUGGUAUUUCGUCCCUCCCCUCAAACGCCUUCUCAACCUAGAACAACAUUCUUUUCCCAUGCUUAGCCAAUAACAUUGUACUUUCCAAAUUCUGGAAAGUUGACCUUGACCGCAGGGUAACCCGAUAAAUACUCGAUCUGUAUGAAACACUGGGAAAGCUUUAUGACCUUUAGUAAAUGAUAGACUCAGAGCGACAAAAGUAAGAUGUAGUCAGAUUUUAGAAUACUCCGUGCACUGCAUAACCUUAAAGGAAGGAAAGAAUAGAAGGAAAAGGUAUCUCUAGGGUCACGUUUUUACACUACCACGAGUUAAUGAGUCGUGUUUAGCCUGUCAACACUUUAUUUCAAAACUUUUGAUUGGUCACUUACCACGCGAAUAAAACAAUGGGAAAGGAAUGUUGUUCUCGGUUGAGCAGGCGUUUGUGGGGAGGGAAAAAAUACGAGCUCCCCGAAAAACGCAUGCUGAAGUUAAGUUUCCAUUUUUGAAGAGAAAGUUACUCGUAUCUCAGUCUGUUUUGAGAGAUGGCUUAUUCUUCUGUCCUUUCCUUCAGUAAAAGUAAGAUCACGCGUGAACGAGAGGAGCAAAAACAAAAGGAAGAAGAGGCCGCUUUGUCCGAGGUCUCAGCCACGCAACAGGAGGAGGUACCCACCUGGCAGCCCCCUACUGAUGAGGUUCUACAUGGCUAUAUUGAGGAGGUUCGGAACACUAUCCAACCCCUUAGCAGCAGUAGCGAGCAGAUAGUAGCUCUUGCAAGGUAAAUAAAUAUCUGUAUGGGACUUAACCCUUUGACAUCCAAUAGUGACCAACAUCAAUUUUCUCCUAACAAUAACCAAACAUUGUCAAGAGAAAUGGUUAUAAGAAUGAAUAAAAUGAUCACCAAAGAGAAAAUGCUUUGAUCUUUUAUCAAAUUCUCUCCACUGAUCUUAAAGGGAAUGUACGAAGAUCAGUCUGGAGAAUUUGUAUGGGGAACGGAGCAACGGGCGGGACGUGUUAUAGGGGUGCUUACCAUUGAGCGAAAAAUCCCAAAUCUGUCGGACGGAACCGAAGAAUUAUUGUAGAGUCUUUUUUUUCGGAAAUUCCGACCGGAAAAUAAGGAGUACGUACCGUAAUUUACCAUUUCCGUGAGGAAACCGAUAUUUUUACGAAGCAAAACUAAGGACUUAUAAAUUUCUGUCGAUAACUGCGUAUAAAAUUUCCACAAUUCGGGUUUAUUUCCGGAAAAAUAAAGCCGCCAAAGCCAGGGAACACGAAUUUCCUUUUGGAACAUUCCGACUGGGAAACCUCUUUAGACGUGCCGUUUGGUGCUGAAAAGUUUCCACUGGAACGACCUGAAAAGCCUUGUUUGAUUUACUUUCCAACCGAAAUUCCCGGAAACUUUUGUGAAUGGUAAAUCAUUUCAGUUGCCCUUUCAUUCCGGGGGAGCGAUAAUAGUCGGGUGUAUUCGCAGACUAGGUUGGUCUGAACCGAAUGGAAUUUAUCUUUUCAUUCACCUCUUUCUUACGCUGACGUCACGUAUUGAUGCCAACCAGAAGCGCAUUGGUUCUGUAACAGAAGAUUCUUUUGUUUCAUUCGUUACAAAUUUGAAAAACAAAAACAAUAAUUGCAAACAGUGAUGUCUCCUAUUCCAGAUUGAAACUGAUGAAUCGCUAACCAUCUGACGAUGGGUACUCCAUCCAGAUUUUUCAGUCAAAUAGAAGGCCCUCAAGGUGUUGCUUCGCACCCAGGUGCUUCUUGGGAUUUUCGACAGGUAGUCGCGGCGCAAAGAUCAAGGGAAGGCUUCAAAAACGCAGAGGAACAACUGAAGGCUCAACGUGAAUUUUUCGUCCUUCCCAUUACCCCUUGCGCCGCAUUGCAAUUACCGCUGAAAAUCCCAAGAAGCGCCUGGGUACCAGGCAGCCCAAGGUGUCCUUUUCAGCAAGGUGACUUAUAAAAGUUAGAAAGAGUUGACUGUAUUGUGGUAUAUAACCCUGUUUGAUGUCAUUUCUUUGCAGCUUUGUCAGUGAUAAGAUGGGUGGCCCUGUGGACCGAGAAUCGCUCUCGACGUUUAGUUAUGAACUACCCAUUGGUCAACUAAAAGUCGAGCUGAACUCCAAUAUCAUUCCUAUUGGCAAGAUACAAACUGGAAUAUUUUAUCACCGAGCUUUGCUUUUUAAGGUAAAUUAAGGCUACUUUCACACGGCACUGGACGAAUUUCGACCUGCUGAAAAGUUGACCAGACUUGGUUCACACGGGACCGUUCAAUAUUUCAUUUGCCCUGUUCAAACGGAACUUUGAACGGCUUGGCGUGUAAAUCUUUGUACGGUUAGGUUGAUGACUUGUGAACAGAACACCUUACUGCACUUAGCCUAAAACGGUUGAUUUUCACAAUUGUUUAGUACCAACAGAAUUGUCAAAGAGUCGGUCCCAUGUGCCUUUGUAGAAAGAUAUAACUAGUCGAGUACCGAGUUACUAUGGCGACUUAUAUCAUAGAGAAAUAAAAAUGUUUGCUUAACUAUAAGCCAGAACUAUGUAUUGUUGCUAGUGAAUAUGAGAUGGUGAUCUUUAAGCGACUUCUGAGGCGAAAAUUAAAAUAUCAUUUUUCAUCUAUGACCCAGUGGAAACCAAGCGUGCUGUUUGUUUUGUAGGCUCUUGCAGACCGCAUUGCUCUGAGCUGUUCGCUGGUUCGAGGAGAGUACAAUAGGGCUUGGAACGAGGUGAUGCUUUGCGAUGAAGCACAGGUAAGAAGACGACCUAUGUCGCUUAAUCCCAACCACCCUGCUUUGUAUGCACCAUUUUGAGGAGUUGAUAACACGAACUACUACUGUACUCUACUCUUUCUAGAGAGCUUUCCCUUUAUUUAUAGAGACCUUAAGAUCGAGGUUUUGCCAUCUUGCCGCACACUGCAAUCCGUGGUUUGCGGUUAUCGGGUUCACGUUACCCGUCUGCCCAAAUUUAGGAAUUAAGAUUCGCGGCUGGUACCUCGCGGCUACCAUGUUUGUUUUUUUAUCCAUUCGUUCACUUCCAUUUUAGCUGAGAAAUCCUCUUCAAAGUCACGUUUCUAUGAAAAAUAGUUCAAUAAUUAAUUAGCAAAAGAUUUCUAAAAAAGAGUAUUUUCUCUCAAACGUGGAAUUGUGAUGUUUUAGAGUGCAAAAAACCUUGCGGUAAAUCACUUACCUCUGGAGCGCGCUCUAGCCGUACAAACGUGAACCUCAAACCGCAAUCCUGACGGCAAGGCACUAGUCACGUGACUUCUUGACGUUUGCAGUUCGCGGGAAAUGCCGAAAAACCUCGAUCUUAAGGUCUCUAUUAACUACGUCAGGUUCUGGUUUCUCGAAAGUUGGAUAGAACUAUUCACCUGAUAAACCGCUAUCCAGCGGAUAAAUAUUACGAAAACCAAUUGAACUAUCCUCUGGAUAAUGUUUUUUUCCGUUGGAUAGCACUAUCGACCUCUUGAACAGCUAAGGCCUGUUCGCCAAGAGCCCGUUGCGUCACAUUCUUUUCUCAGUUCCCAUUUUUUACCUCUUUGCAUAUGAGUUGAACCAGCAAAUUAAAACCUUGAUCGACCGUAAUGACCCUUGUUGCUAGCCACCUAGACAGAGCAUCUUAGUCCUUUGUCAAGCGUUCCUCUCCCUGGAACGGUCGUGGGUGAGGAACGCGUCACGAAGCCCUAAUAACGUCUGCAUAGGUGUCCUUGCAAAAGUGACUAAUGAAAAGAAAAAACGCGAUGACCAACCCGUUAGUGGAGUCUUCACCGUGUCUUUAAAAUGUUGUCAGGAGAUGAUUUUCGGCUUAACUUUUUGUGUUUGUGUGUUUAUAGGAUGGCCAACCUAAGUUUCCUCCUAAAACUUACAUUGUGGAUCUGAUGCACCUCCCUGGCAGACUUAUGAGUACCGACUCGCCCGAGGCCUCUCUCUACCAAAGGCUCUAGUAGUUUUCAGUUCACGCCUAAUAGCAUUUUGACGUAGUAGAGUAGUGUUUGCCUUUUGAUGUGGCCUUCGCGACUAAAAUUUCAACUAGUCUCCAAAUAGUUCAGAUUUAUGUCGCGUUAUAAACCAGCAUUAAAUCUCUCUUGGAAGAUGGAGAAGAACAAACGCAGAUCAGAGUAGAAAGCCUGAGAUUUACAGGAAAAAUCUCUUGUUAAAUAAUGCCAAGGUUUAAAGUUUAUACACAGCCAAUCAACUGAUUUAUUAGUAGAAACCUUCUUAUCCGC
Molecule: messenger RNA, 28445 nt
Organism: Porites lobata
Lineage: Eukaryota; Metazoa; Cnidaria; Anthozoa; Scleractinia; Poritidae
Source: the annotation of a GenBank genome assembly